GGGACACCACAGCCCAGCUCAGCCCAGUGUGCGAGAAGGGCCCCGAGCACAGAGUCCAAAAUGGCUUCAGAGGCUCUAAAAAGCCUGACAUGAGGGAAAAAAGUGUCUCUAGCGGCUAAUGAGAGUGGUUAGAUCUCAGCCCUGGCACUGUGGCUUGGGGCAGAGGAGGCAGCCGCCAUUUUGGGAUGCCACCAUUUCAGGAUGCCGCCAUUUUGGGAUGCCACCUCUCCCUCAGGAGUGCAGCACUGGGGCCUGGUGAGGCCCUGCACUGACUUCAGCCCCUCCAGAAUUGGGACUGAAUGUGUACAAGGGAGACAGAGGGUGUCCCCAGCACUGCCAUCCGAGAAAUCUCGCUGCUGAAGGAGCUGAAGCAUCCCAACAUAGUCAGGCUCCUGGAUGUUGUGCACAGCCAGAAGAAGUUGUAUCUCGUAUUUGAGUAUCUCAAUCAGGACCUGAAGAAAUACAUAGACUCUUCCCAAACUGGAGAGUUUCCUUUAAGCUUGGUCAAGAAUUACCUUUUCCAGCUGCUGCAGGGCGUGAGCUUUUGCCACUCCCACAGAGUCAUCCACAGGGACUUGAAGCCACAGAACUUGCUCAUUAACGAAGCAGGAGCAAUCAAGCUGGCUGAUUUUGGGCUGGCAAGAGCUUUUGGAGUUCCCCUGCGCACAUACACUCAUGAGGUGGUGACUUUGUGGUAUCGAGCUCCUGAAAUACUCCUGGGAUGCAAAUACUAUUCGACAGCUGUGGAUAUCUGGAGUAUUGGCUGCAUCUUUGCCGAAAUGGUGACCAGGAAGGCCCUGUUUCAAGGGGACUCUGAGAUCGAUCAGCUCUUCCGGAUCUUUCGCACCCUGGGCACUCCCACCGAAGCAACCUGGCCUGGGGUGUCACAGCUGCCUGACUACAAGGGGGACUUUCCCCAGUGGGCAAGGAAAGAGAUGAAGGAAAUUGUUCCCAACUUAGAUCGACAUGGCAGAGACCUACUGGCGCAAUUGCUCCUGUACGACCCCAGCAAACGCAUCUCAGCCAAGGCAGCUCUCAGUCACCAAUACUUCUUUCGGAAGAGCCCCCAGAGCACUGAAGAGCAACACGUGCAGCAGAGACACUGCAGAUGAGAUGCACAGCUCUCUCCAUACACCUCUGGAGAGCAGUGCAGAUCUGUUUCAGUGCACUUAGCAAGGGGCUAGCCCUGUCCAAAGGCCUUAUUUCUCCUGAGAAGUCCAGAAGGGUACAUUAUUACAUUUAGAGUCUCUCAGCCUGUUGCUGGGGGAAGGUUUGCUUAAGUUGUGUCCAGUAGAGCUGUUUUGAAGAGGCCGUGUGCAAAGGUGAGGUUACUAUCAGCAUAAAACACUGACAUGUAAAAGACAGAGCAUGCUUCAGAGGCUUGUCCUUGCGUUAGCCAGCAAGCUAAGAUGACUUACACACAAUGAUUUCUCUCUCUCUCCAGCACUGGAGCACCCCCAGGUUUCACUGCAGGUCUGAUGGUGCAGUUCCUGACACCAGGGCGUGCUGGAGCUCCGCUGUGGGUAGGACAGCGCUGCUCUGCUCACCCAUUCACUGUUAACAAGAACCAGAUUUGUCAGUGUUGGAUAUGUUGUUUAAGUUGAGCUGUUUAACAGAGGUGACAUUCUGCUGUUUUGAAAGCUGAGGAGAACUGCAAAGUAUCUUAAUUUAUGCCUUAGCUGUGAGAAGCCAGAAGAUCCAGCUAGUCUAAAGCACUUGCUGCAUAUAUUGGAAACUGACAUCUGAAACAUCAGCUUUCCAUCAUCAGCCCAGAUGUAAUGCUGGCUCUUUUGCUUUAUUGUCUUGGAAAUGUUUUUGCUGUUGAGGUGUUUGGAGAAUUAUCAUUAAUUUUUAGUGUGGUUUUGACAUCUGUGGGUUUGUGUUUUUUUUCAGUAUCGAAAAAAAUAAAGGCUUGUCAUUUGUUCAGAAACAUCUGUGUUUAUUGCUUGGCGCUGCCCAUUAGACUAGUGAUACAGGGCAAGCUGGCUGGCCUUUUUUUUCCCACAGACCUCUUCUCCCUUCAUCAUCUCCUGCACUCUUCCUGUAUUCUUUGCAGCCCAAGUCCUUGGCAAGAGCAGAGAUGUGCUCUCAAUUCUGUUGUGGAACGAAGGGCACAUAACCUGCCUGCCUGAACCAAGCACUUUUACCCUUUAUUUUGCUCCUUCUCUCCACCUGAGGAAAGGCAGCAGGUGGCUCUGCUUUGCUCCCAACAUCAAAAAGACCUUUGUCAUCCCUACUGUAGCAGCCCCCCCCCAACAGCAACACCCUGGGACCUGUUGCUCACCUCCCUCUGGGCCUUGCCCCACUGCCAGGCUGCAUUCCCCCUGCAGCUUUGGAAGCCGUCAGGACCUGGGUAGCUUGCUUGCCUCUGCAAUUUGCACAAAUUAGGUUUUGGGGAGGGUUGCUUUGCUUUUGAAGCUGUUGGUAGGAGUCAUGCUGGAGUGCCUCGCCUGGAAGAAAGUGUGCUGCUUGUGCUAGGGAGGCACAGUUUGUGAUUGAGGAGGGCAGGCAGCAGGGCUCUCCCAGCAGCCUACAGAGCCAUGUGGCUGGAAAACUCAGGGCUGCUGUACAUCUCAUGUCCUCCGUAUGGUAACAAGCAGCUUGCAGGGACACUUUUAAGAGACCUGGAUGAAUUCUGCUGUGGGAAUAAGUGCCUUGCCUUUGCAUACCUGUUUUAAAGUCAAAUCACUUUGUACAGACAAUGCUCCAUUGUUUGCUCUCUGCAAACAAACGAUCACGUUGUACCUAAUAAACUGUUGGCAGAGGAGUGGUGGGUUUUUU
This is a messenger RNA of Gallus gallus (chicken), 2781 nucleotides long. It is a transcript of the gene CDK3, whose product is annotated as cyclin dependent kinase 3. Gene Ontology annotation, molecular function: ATP binding; cyclin binding; cyclin-dependent protein serine/threonine kinase activity. Gene Ontology annotation, cellular component: nucleus; cyclin-dependent protein kinase holoenzyme complex; cytoplasm. The record is from RefSeq and is a predicted model, not a curated record. Gene Ontology annotation, biological process: signal transduction; protein phosphorylation; G1/S transition of mitotic cell cycle. The transcript is spliced from 7 exons. The coding region runs from base 300 to 1112 and encodes 270 amino acids. Lineage: Eukaryota; Metazoa; Chordata; Aves; Galliformes; Phasianidae.